UUCCCCAGCGCCGCACCAGCUCCAAAAUUUCCCCAUCGGAAACCCUCGCCGCACCGACCCACCAUGCCGCCGCCGCCGGCAUCGGCGCUGCCGGACGAGCUCCUCGAGGAGGUCUUCUUCCGCCUCCCGCCGGACGAGCCGGAGCACCUCCUGCGCGCCUCCCUCGUCAGCAAGGUCUGGCUCGGCCUCCUCUCCGCCCCUCGCUUCCGUCCUCGUUACCGCGACUUCCAUGGAGCUCCCCCAAUGCUGGGCAUCCUGUCUUCCCGGCGCUCCAACUCCGUCGACGAGGUGGAAGACAACAUCCCGCACUUCAUCCCCACCACGAAAUUCCGCGUGCGCAUUCCGGGCGACACCUGGGGGGACUGGCGCUACGCCGCGCGGGACUGCCGCCAUGGCCGCGUCCUCCUCGGCAACGAGACCUACCAGCCCGUCCCGCUCGUCGUCUGGGACCCCAUGACGGGCCGCCGGAGGGAGCUGGACCCGCCCUUCCUGGUGGGCGGCGCCCAUGGCUAUGGGGCGGCGGUGCUCUGCGCCGUGGCCGGCUGUGACCACCGUGCGUGCCACGCGGGCCCCUUCCAGGUGGCCUUCGUCGGCGUGGACAAGAUUAAAGAUGGCGAAUUUUUCGCAAGCGCGUGCGUGUCCUCGCCGGUGACGGGUGAUUGGAGCAAGCCAUGCCAUUAUUCUCAUUAUGAUGAAUGGAGCGAGCCGUGCUCUCGUCUUCAUCUUGGGUCUAACUCAUUUUGGGCCGAAAUGCCCCCUGUCUUCGUCCAAGGCGCACUUUACUUCAAGUUUAUGUCUCAGGAAGAUGAUCACAUAGCAAUUCUCAAGUAUGACUUGGGAUCUAACUGCUUAUCGCUGAUCGAUGCGCCGUUGGCGGGAUCUGUCCUUCUCAAUGCCACUAUCCUCAUGGCGAUGGACUAUAACAGUUUGGGGUUUGCACAUGUGGACAAGUUUACCCUCCACUUGUGGUCAAGACAGAGGGGUUCCGACAAAAUUGCGUCAUGGGCUCAACGUUCUGUCAUCAAUCUUGAUAACCUUCUGCCCAUUCAAAAUCCCAAUAAGAGAUUUAGACUGAUUGGAUCUGUGGAGGGCAGUGAUAUCAUUUUCGUGACCAUGGGCCUUCACAUCUAUGAGAUUAGUCUCAAGACAUUACGGUGGAAGAAGCUACAGAAGAGAGAAAAGCUUUGUGAUUUGAUUCCGUACAUGAGUUUCUACAAUCCACAAGAAAGAGUGAUUCCCAGUGAUGCGGCGCAUUGACAAUGUAUGGUUGAGUAUGCUUAGGGUAGGCGGACACUCUCAGCAACAAGAAAGACGACCAAAUUGGAGGCGGCGAGGGUCUUUUGAUGAAUUAUGUCACUAUUUAGGAGCUGAUUUGGGUGCAGUGGUGCUUGUUUUCUCGUAUUGUUGUAAGCUUUUGCCACUAAGCUUUGAUAAUGUCCCUGUGUGGUUGGCAUUCGUAAGCGGGUGAAUGUGUUAUCUUGUAAUGAACCUCUAAUUUUCUUGCAGCAUCACAUAUGUGCUCUGUUUUUUCUA
Messenger RNA from Aegilops tauschii subsp. strangulata, 1533 nucleotides. RefSeq lists its product as uncharacterized. Lineage: Eukaryota; Viridiplantae; Streptophyta; Magnoliopsida; Poales; Poaceae. The record is from RefSeq and is a predicted model, not a curated record. Gene Ontology annotation, molecular function: protein binding.